This is a messenger RNA of Sus scrofa (pig), 2435 nucleotides long. The record is from RefSeq and is a predicted model, not a curated record. Lineage: Eukaryota; Metazoa; Chordata; Mammalia; Artiodactyla; Suidae.
CCCACUCCUCCAGCCCCACCAUUCAUCAUCUAAGCCCAUCAAUGUCCCAGAACCAUUUGCCCAGCUGCCCCUUGCUUCCGGCUGCUGUUUGCCAAGAUGUUCCAGUGACCUGUGAUUCCAGCCCUGUGCCCACAUCUACCCCAAUCCAGUUCGGAUGCUGCCCAGGAUCACCGUGUCUGAGCACACAGCGAUAAACCGCAGCAGCCUGUACAGACCCUCCAGCGCGGCAAACGCUGCAACAGCAUCGGGGGCCGGUGGAGGGCAGCAAGGACCCCAGUUAAGUGGUUCCCCCAGGCAGAGCCGAAAUUAAACCGAACUCUGCCAUGAGUGUGACCCGAGCCACAGGUCCGAACCUGAGCCUUCUCUGUAUCUUUCCGCACACCUGCCUCGCGGCACGUCUGUUUGCCGGUUAAUUGCCUCUUGACUGAGAACAUCUCAUUUACCAGAUACCCUUAUUCAACUUUUCUCCUUCAUGCAACAGACUGCUUCUAUAAGGCAAAAAAUGUGGCACAGAGGACUUCAACACAGACUUCUUGACCAAAUGAUUGCAUGCUCUGGGAGUUCAGAGGACGAAGGCAAGAAGCUUGGCUUGAACUGUUUGAUGCUAAUAUAAUUUAUUUCUGAGGCAAGUUGAAAAAUGAGGUAUAUCUCUCAGAGAACAUCAGUCCAAUGCAGGAGAUACUCGGCAGACCCACGGUUGCAGCUGCCUGAAUCAGACCCCCUGCUUGGGCACAGAAUCAUCAACCUGCUGCGCAUUAACCUCCCAAACCGCACUUGGACAUGGUAGUCUUAGGGGACCGGGGAUGCCUUGUAAUGCUGGACUCUGCUCUACAAAGAUCACAUAGCUGGGGAUGGAGAGGGAUGUGAGCCUGCGAAACCGAACAGUGCCAUCGCCUGACGCCAACGCUGCUGCCUCUGCUCCCUCCUCUGCUCCAGUCCACCUGGUUCCUGCUGCCCGGUAACUCUGGAUGGUCUCAGUUCGGGGAUUCCCUGCUCUACUCUUCCUGAGCUGAGCUGGGCUCCAGUCUUGUCCCCGCAGCAGACGUGCUUAGGUCCGUGUUGGGAUUUUGGAGCUCUCCAGGCACUUCAGGGAGAGGAGGAUGCAGGAAUAGCUUUGAGCAGAAGAAACUUUCAUGGAUCCCAUCUCCUCUUACCUACAAGGAUCGCUGGAAAUGGGGUCGGGACCUGGGACAGUGCAAAUGGGUGGCAAAUAGGUGCAAUGACUGAGGGGAAAGUAGCUAUUAAACGCAAGCCCCAGUUGAAGGUUCUGGGAACUCCCCCUCCCGCACCGCCACCCCAUUUAAUCUUGGGUCCCAAUUUAAGGCUGUACCAGCUUGUUUCUUACAGGGUGCUCUUUGCCAGAGUAUGGAGCAGCUGGACAGUAAAAUUUGGUUCUUCAGUUUCUCAGGGAUUCCAACUGCAGAGAUAUGUCCUCCCAACUCCCCUUCCCCCCAGCCAGGUAUAAGCAAAAAUCAGGCAUCAGGAGAGAUGCUGAUGGGUUGCACUAUGGGAAAAGCUGUGGUGACAGGUACUGCGAGUCUGUCCUCCAGGAGUCCCGGCCAACAGGUUGAAGGUGAGAGUGUGGGUGUGCUGGGCAGGGGGCUAUGGACGGAGACCUCCUCACCCAGUUGUCCUGCUAGGCUUCUUUGCUAAACCAAACAUGUUGCAGGCUCACUGGAUCUUCCAGCAGUCCACUUGGCUGAGGAGGAAAUGAUGGUGAAAGGAAAGGACACGAGCAGCCUGAAGCCAGGAAGCCAGGGAGUUGGAGGCAGAGGCAGGAGCAGAGCCCAGGUCUGUGGGCUCAAUGAACUUGGAACUGCUACAGGUGGUGACAUUGUUCUUCCCUUGCAGAGGGGCACCAUGGGCUUCUGGAAAUUUCCGCCCUUCCUGGUUCUCAGCAUCCUGGUCCUGUACCAGGCAGGCAUGUUCCACACAGCACCAAUGAGGUCUGCCUUUGGGAGCCCUUUUGAUCCUGCUACCCUCUCUGAGGAGGAAUCACGCCUCCUUUUGGCUGCAAUGGUGAAUGACUAUGAGCAGAUGAAGGCCCGUGAGAUGCAGAAGCAGAGGGCACAGGGCUCCGGCAUCAGUGUCCAGAAGAGAUCCUGCAACACUGCCACCUGCAUGACCCAUCGGCUGGUGGGCUUGCUCAGCAGAUCUGGGAGCAUGGUGAGGAGCAACCUGUUGCCCACCAAGAUGGGCUUCAAAGUCUUUGGUGGGCGCCGCAGGAACUUUUGGAUCUGAGCAGUGGGAUGAUUCCAGGAGGAAGGUUACUAUGACUCUGAACUCUACUUCGUUUAAUUUACAAUGAAAGCAACCUACUAAAAAAUAGCAUGGAAGACAUCCAUGUAUGCAUGCUUCUGGAAACUGAAAACACUCUUUUCCUUGAAAUAAACUAAAACUAAAUGCAAAAUAAAAUCAAUGCAUCAAUGCAGUUA